Messenger RNA from Pseudopodoces humilis (Tibetan ground-tit), 636 nucleotides. The record is from RefSeq and is a predicted model, not a curated record. NCBI's taxonomy places the organism in Eukaryota, Metazoa, Chordata, Aves, Passeriformes, Paridae.
GGCACCGAGAGCCCGAGCGGCGGCAGCGGCACCGGCACCGGCAGCGCCCGCGGCCGCCAUGGCCGAGUACCGCAGUCUGCUGGAGGAGCUGGCCCAGAACAUCACGGCCGAGGACCUGGAGCAGCUCAAGUCCGCGUGUCGCGAGGACAUCCCCAGCGGGGAGGGGGACGCCAUCGCCACCGGCCACCACUGGUUCGCCUUCCUGGAGCGCCACAGCAAACUGGACCGAGACAACCUGUCCUACAUCGAGCACAUCUUCGAGAUCUCCCGCCGGCCGGACCUGCUGACCAAGGUUGUCCAGUACCGCACGCAGGUGCUCAAGAUCUCCGAGGAGGACGAGGUGGACACGAAGCUCACGCGCAUCCCCAGCGCCAAGAAGUACAAGGACAUCAUCCGGCAGCCCUCGGAGGAGGAGAUCAUCAAACUGGCCCCCCCCCCGAAAAAGGCCUGAGCUGCAGGAGGAGCCCCCCAAAACCCCCCCCAGAGCCCCCUCCCCAAUUUUCACCCCCGGGGGGGGGGCUCAGGGGAGGGGGAGGGGCACCAAGAACGUCUUAAACCCCCCCCCAGAUGGGGGAGGGGGGAAUUGGGGAAGGGAAAUUCCCAUGGGACCCCCCCCCCAAAAAAAAACCCUCUACG